Messenger RNA from Parus major (Great Tit), 2385 nucleotides. RefSeq names its product chromatin licensing and DNA replication factor 1 (gene CDT1). Bases 1 to 1863 code for a protein of 620 amino acids. The record is from RefSeq and is a predicted model, not a curated record. Gene Ontology annotation, cellular component: nucleus. The transcript has 10 exons. Gene Ontology annotation, molecular function: DNA binding; DNA polymerase binding. NCBI's taxonomy places the organism in Eukaryota, Metazoa, Chordata, Aves, Passeriformes, Paridae. Gene Ontology annotation, biological process: DNA replication preinitiation complex assembly; DNA replication checkpoint signaling; regulation of DNA-templated DNA replication initiation.
AUGGCCCAGCUCCGCCUCACCGACUUCUUCGGCCAGACAAAAGCGACCACCGGAGCUCCGGCCAAGCGCAGCGGCGGCCUCCGGCUCAAGGCCGCCCUCGCCGGUCCCCCGGUGCACCGGGAGGAGGAGGAUGGUGUCCCGGCGGGGCUCAGCGCCCGCUCGCUGCCGCUGCCCGGCUCGCCGCGCACCCCGGCCCGCGGGGGCUCCCCGGCCGUGCGGGGCCUGGCGGGCAGGAAGCGGAGCCGCCGGGACAUGGAAGCGGAGUCGCCGGCCGGGGCCCGGCUCGGGGAGCCGAGCGGGAAGUCGGCGCGGAAGAAGCUGGAGCUGCCCCGGGAUGCGGAGCCGGGGUCUCUGGGAGCGGACACCAGCUCCUCGCCUCUGGCCACUCCUCGACCCCCGACACCCCUGUCACGGGAGCCGGCCGUGUCCCCCCCGGCCACCACCACCAGCAGCGGCUCCCCCGGCCGUGGGCGGGACGCGGGGACAGAGCCCGGCCCGGCAGCCCCGGGCCCAGCCAGGCGCCUGCAGAGGGAGGACGUGGCCGAGCUGCAGGGCCGCCUGCAGAGGAUGAAGGAGCUGGGCCAGGUCCCCUCUGUCCCCAGCAGGACCAGCAGUGAGCUGCGGAGCCGCCUGCAGCGGGUGCGGCAGCUGGAGCUGCGGGUGCGGCAGAGGAGAGCGGGGAGCGGAGCCGGGGACAGCGGGGCGGCAGCUCCUGAGGGACACACCGGCGAGAAGCCCCCAGCGUACCAGCGGUUCCACACCCUGGCCCAGGACCUGCCCCCAGGGCUGACGCUGCCCUACAAGUUCAGGGUGCUGGCAGAGAUGUUCCGCAGCGUGGACACCAUCGCCGGGAUGCUCUUCAACCGCGCCGAGACCAUCACCUUCGCCAAGGUCAAGCAGGGCGUGCAGGACAUGAUGCGCAGGCAGUUCGAAGAGCAGCACCUGGGGCAGAUCAAGGCCGUGUAUCCUGGCUCGUACCGGCUGCGCCAGGAGAAGAACGUCCCCACCUUCGGCAGCGGCGGGAAGAAGUCUGAGUAUCAGCUCACACUGGAGCCGCUGCUGGGGGAAGAGGAGAAGGUGGAUGGGCGCCCACAUCUGUCGGCGUCACGGCUGCUGGAGCGCCGGAGGGAAUUCCACCGCAACCUGGUGAACAUCGUCAGGGAGCACCACAAGGCAUUCCUGGCUGCCCUCAGCCCUCCCAUGGUGGUGCCAGAGGAGAAGCUGACCCGGUGGCACCCCCGCUUCAACGUGGAUGAGGUGCCGGCCAUCAGCCCCGCGGAGCUGCCGCGGCCGCCGCAGGAGGACAGGCUGAGCACGGCCCAGGAGGUGCUGAGCACGGCCCAGGGGAUGCUGAGCCCCAAGAUGGAAAAAGCUCUUGCCAACCUGGCCCUAAGAACGGCCGGAGCCGGUGCGGGGGAACCGACGCUUUCCAAAAGCCCGGCUCCUGCCAGCACCUCCAGCGCGCUCAAAGGGGUGUCCCAGGGGCUGCUGGACCGGAUCCGGGCCAAGGAGGCGCGGCGGCUGCAGGCGCUGCUGACGCGGGACGUGCGGCAGGAGGAGCGGGCGGCGCGGCUGGCGCGGCUGCCGGCCAUGGCGCGCGUCCUGCGCGGCGUCUUCGUGGCCGAGAAGAAGCCGGCGCUCAGCAUGGAGCUGCUCUGUGCCCGCCUGGCCGACAGCUGCCCCGAGCUGGUGGCGCCCGGUGAGAUGGAGAAACACGUGCGGCUCUUGGCCGAGCUGCUGCCCGACUGGGUGGGCGUCCACGCCCUCAGGACGGACACCUACGUCAAGCUGGACAAAGAGAAGGACCUGGGCCUCGUCACCGAGAGGCUCAACAAGGCGGCCAAGGAGGCCGGAGCCCUCUGAGCCCCUCGAGGAUUGAGGAUUUCUCUGUGCAAUCUCCUCGAAAUGUAGCAAAUGCCGGCGGUGCUCUGGGUUCUGGGGUGGGCUGGAGGGAGGCUCAUCCUCAGGGAUGCCUUAAUUUAAUUAAUUCCUGUGGUGGGAUCCUUGAGGAGUGUAGGUCCCCGUGUCCUCGAGCAAUCCUGCGUCCUGGGGUGAUGAUGAAAACCUGAGGAACCUUUUCCUCUUCUUUCCUGUGCUCUCCUGAAGGUUCAAUGCAUGAGGGGUCUCCUGAAGGUUCCAUUUCAGAGGUUUCUUCCAUUAACUGGGCCCUGGUGGGGUGAAGGCAGAACAGGGCAGGCUGAGAGGGUGACAGAGGGGAAGGAGUGAGAGAAAAAGUCACAAAUUGAUGUUUUUGGAGCUUCGGGCCUCGUUCUGUUUUUAAGGGAGGGAAAAUGCAUCUUCCAGUCCUCGCUGGAAACAACUACAGGACUUGUCAAAACAAAUUUGUAUUAAAUGUUUUAAAUAUAGUUGACUCGUGUUAACCCA